AUGAUCAACAGCGAGAACCCGCGAGUGUUUUUUGACAUUUCAAUCGGCGACGUCCCCGCCGGCCGCGUCGUCAUGGAGUUGUACGCGGACAAAGUGCCCAGGACAGCAGAGAACUUCCGGGCAUUAUGCACGGGUGAGAAGGGCCAAGGCCAAUCAGGCAAGCCCCUGAGCUACAAGGGCAGUGGGUUCCACCGGGUGAUCAAGGACUUCAUGAUUCAGGGCGGAGACUUCACCGCAGGCAACGGCACCGGUGGAGAAAGCAUCUACGGCGAGAAGUUCGAAGACGAGGCCUUCCCCUAUAACCACGAGCGCCCGUUCCUUCUCAGCAUGGCGAAUGCUGGUCCGAACACUAAUGGGUCGCAGUUCUUCAUUACUACGGUUAAGACCCCACACUUGGACAACAAGCAUGUGGUGUUUGGGCAGGUGCUGAAGGGUAGGCAUGUGGUGCGCGCUAUUGAGGCCCAGCCCACAGCGUCCGGGGACAAGCCCCUGAAGGACGUGGUUAUUGUCGACUGCGGUGAGUUGAAGCAGGGCGAGGAUGACGGGUGCACGCCCCUGGAUGGCGUCCCCGAGGACCCCGAGGACUACGACAUCCCCGAGGAGGCCGACGAUGAAGGCGAGGGCAAUGAUGCGUUCAAAAAGGGCGACCUGGACACGGCCAUCACCAAGUACACCAAGGGUCUGCGCUACCUGCGCGAAAUCCCGAUUUUCGACGAGGAAAAUGACCCGAGGAUAAGCUGCGCCCGCACAAAGUUUGCAGAGGCUGUUAAUGACUGCACUAUUAUUCUGGAGUACACGGAUAAGGAGAUCACGGAUAAGGAUCGCACGAAGGCGCUUUACCGUAGGGGCGCUGCCCGGCGCCAGAUCAAGGCGUUUGAGAAGGCCAGGGAGGAUUUGAUCGAGGCGAAGAAGCUGGAUUCGCAGGAUAAGGCUAUCAGCAAUGAACUUGCUCUCGUCGAGAAGGCCAUCCAGGAGCGCGAGAAGAGGGAGAAGCAGAUGUACAGCAAGCUGUUCUCGUAGCUGUACUGCAUGCAAGAAUUUUUUUUGGAAAAUAUAUUAUAAUAUAAGCAUUGUCAUAUCCGUCCUACUUGGCCCAUUCGGUUGUCGUACGGACUGCCUGCAGCAGCUGUCCUCUGGUGAGCCAGGAUCUGGCUUGUUCAUGUAUUCCCAGCGCGCCGUCAGCGGCAACGACAUCAAUAUGGAUUCAAUGCGCGCACCGGGCGUCAUCAAACCGAACUUGGUGCCACGGUCAUACACCAAAUUGAACUCGGCGUAAUGGCCGCGGCGGAGCAACUGCCAGUUCCGCUCACGCACCGAAUACGGCAUUGCCAUGCGCCUGGCCACAAU
This is a messenger RNA of Kickxella alabastrina, 1347 nucleotides long. RefSeq names its product peptidyl-prolyl cis-trans isomerase D. Gene Ontology annotation, biological process: protein folding; protein peptidyl-prolyl isomerization. Gene Ontology annotation, molecular function: peptidyl-prolyl cis-trans isomerase activity; protein binding. Lineage: Eukaryota; Fungi; Kickxellomycota; Kickxellomycetes; Kickxellales; Kickxellaceae. The transcript is spliced from 3 exons. The record is from RefSeq and is a predicted model, not a curated record. Bases 1 to 1020 code for a protein of 339 amino acids.